AUGUUGUUUCUGCGGACGGUUUUCAACAGCUCUGUCAUCGUUCAUCCUCCAGGCUUCUACAUCAUCGGAUUUCAGUCUUUUCCAUCUGUGAACAUCUACUUCAUCUUUUUGGCAUUUGUUUAUGUAGUCACAGUACUGUUUAAUGGUUUACUGAUUAUUGUCAUUGUUAUUAAUCGAUCCUUACACACUCCAAAAUUUCUGGCUGUCAUCAACCUUGCAGUGAUUGAUUUAUGCCUCAACACUUGCACCAUUCCUGGUAUGAUCAAAAUAUUUUUGGUUCAGGACAAUUUUAUCCCAUUCAACUUGUGUUUGAUGCAAAUGUUUAUUUAUUACGCUUGUGCGUCACUGGAGUCCUAUGCGCUCACUAUUCUGGCCUAUGACCGGCUGGUUGCCAUUUGCUUCCCUUUGCGCCACAACUCCAUCAACACAGUGCGAAGCAUGUGCUGCAUCAUCAGCAUCACCUGGUCUAUUUCUUUGGGGGUAAUGAGCUUCAUCAUAAGUUUAGUAACAAAACUGUCAUUUUGCAACUCCGUCAGAGUGUUUAGCUAUUUCUGUGAUUAUGCGCCGGUGUUCAGGCUCGCCUGUAAUGAUUAUUCCAUACAUUGGUUCGCAGGUUCUUUUCUCACUAUCUUGACUCUCGGAGUUCCUUUCAGCUUCAUAGUUCUGUCUUACGUCAGCAUCCUGGUGACUGUGUUCAGGAUGAAGACAUUAGACCGCCGCCUAAAAGCUUUGGCUACUUGUGUUGAACAUAUCAUUAUUGUUGCUAUCUUUUUCAUUCCUCUUCUUGUCAUUUUUACAAUCGGCUUCUAUUUGGGGGCGAUCCCUCCAGAUCAGAGAGUCCUGAGUCUGUCUAUGGCUUCUUGUCUUCCACCUUGCAUCAAUCCUAUUGUGUAUUCUUUGAAAACUAAAGAGAUCAAAACUCGAGCACUGGCACUGGUUAGAAAAACUAUAAUUUUACCAACUAAAUCAACAAGAAUGUUUGAAGGCUUAAAAACACAGAAGUAAUAGAUCUGAUUAAGAUUUUAAAAAGGAUGUCUUUUUCCAAUGUUUGUGACAAAUUUGAAACCAAUUAAAUCUACAAGAAUUCUGAAAGCAGAUAAUUUAUCUUUAUAACAAUGAUUUGCUGCUUUAAUUACUAAUUUGAACCCAUUUAAUUUCUCAUCCUUGUGAUAAUAUAUUUCUAAUUCCAGAUGUUUUUCA
Messenger RNA from Oryzias melastigma (Indian medaka), 1200 nucleotides. RefSeq names its product olfactory receptor 2AT4-like. NCBI's taxonomy places the organism in Eukaryota, Metazoa, Chordata, Actinopteri, Beloniformes, Adrianichthyidae. The transcript has a single exon. Gene Ontology annotation, molecular function: olfactory receptor activity; G protein-coupled receptor activity. Gene Ontology annotation, cellular component: membrane. Gene Ontology annotation, biological process: G protein-coupled receptor signaling pathway. Bases 1 to 1005 code for a protein of 334 amino acids. The record is from RefSeq and is a predicted model, not a curated record.